Molecule: messenger RNA, 2453 nt
Organism: Cyclopterus lumpus (lumpfish)
Lineage: Eukaryota; Metazoa; Chordata; Actinopteri; Perciformes; Cyclopteridae
Gene: fto
Product: FTO alpha-ketoglutarate dependent dioxygenase
Exons: 10
Coding region: 59-1912 (617 amino acids)
Biological process (GO): DNA alkylation repair; RNA repair; regulation of multicellular organism growth
Molecular function (GO): mRNA N6-methyladenosine dioxygenase activity; broad specificity oxidative DNA demethylase activity; ferrous iron binding
Source: RefSeq, a predicted model, not a curated record
UACAAUAACCAACGUCGCCCCGAAUGAGAGCGAGGCAGUGUAAACACAAGUCCGGAACAUGAAAAGAUCGGGUGACAGUGAGGGGGAGAAGAGAAGAAAGAGGCGGAAGCUACUCCAGGAGUUGGGAGACCAGAAGAUCCCCUUUCUGGGACCUUCAGAUCAGGGCUAUCAACAACUGUGGGACUCCAGUUACUCCGGCCUGGUUCUGAGGAGGUCCUUGUCGCUGCCCGCUGAGCUCCAUGGUCGGGUGCAGGCGGCUCUGCUCACUCUGAGGAGGAAGGGCUGCCUCCUGAGAGAUUUGGUCCGCAUCCGGGAACGAGAUGUAUUCACCCUCGUUUCGCGGACUCUGCUGGGUGAGCCGGGCCACACCUAUCGGUAUCUGGACACGCGUCUCUUUGCCAUCCCCUGGCACAGCGAGGACACCGAGGUCAAAGGGCAUAACUGUUGUGACCCAGAUUUUAGGGCUGCUUGCAAGGCAUUGUGUGAGCUUAACACCUUCUUCUGCUCUGAUGUGUCUCUGCUGAAGGAAGGAGACAGGCUUACACAAUGUGCGAAGGGGGAGGCCGAGGCCAAACAGGGUGAAGAGGGCGACACGGGGUCUAAACACAGUGAAGACUCCAAAAAUAGUGACGGCGGGGACUCUGAGACCCGGCACAGUGACGAGGGGGACACAGAGUCCAAGCACAGCGAUGAGUGGGACAUUGAGUCGAAACACAGCGAAGAAAGCUGCUCUGGGUCGAAACAAGAAGGACAGUGGGAGACGGAGUCCAGACACAGCAGUGAGGAGGGAGAGUCCUGCCAGGUCAAACCAAGUGAAUCUGGUGUGGCAGCAGGAUCGGAAGGAAAAUUCCCCGGCUGGACGCCAAAGGCCAUCAGUGGCACGGAGAUUAAACCUGCGGGACGAGGGGCCCAGCAAAGACCUGUGGAACAACUCAAGCACAGCUUGUCAGAUCACCACAUCGAGGACAAGGAGAAAUGCACCGGUCCGGUCAAGUUCAAUGUCACUUUACUCAACUACAUGGACCCAGCAGCUAUGAGCCAGCUCAAAGAGGAGCCGUACUAUGGCAUGGGGAAAAUGGCAGUAGGGUGGCACCACGAUGAGAACCUCAUCAGUCAUUCUCCAGUGGCUGUUUACAGCUACAACUGUCACAAUGACAAAGGUGAGAGCGGUGAGGGAGGCAGCGGCGAGAAGGCUUGCUGGAGGAUUGGGCUCAAGGUAGCCUGGGACAUUCACACACCUGGCCUGACUCUGCCACUGGAGCCCGGAGACUGCUAUUACAUGAGAGAUGACCUGAACAGCACCCACCAGCACUGUGUCCUGGCUGGAGAGAACGCACGCUUCAGCUCCACCCACAGAGUGGCCGAGUGCUCCAGUGGGACCCUGACCUACAUCCAGUCGCGGUGUCAAGAGGCCCUGUCCAACCUGCACACUGACCCAGAGACGGGCUCCCGCAGCCUGCUGGCCCUGCUGCCGACAACGCUGCAGCACUGUGAGGAGAUUCACAAUGAGGUGGAGUUUGAGUGGCUGCGGCAGUACUGGUUUCAGGGCCGGCGCUUCGCCUGCUUCUGCAGCUGGUGGACCGGACCGAUGGAGCAGCUGGAGAAGGACUGGAAGCUCAUGGAGACGAUGACCAUGCUCUUCCUGGAUACAGUGGAGGGGGAGGAGGAAGAGGGUCAGGAAGGAGAGGGAAGGAGAGAGAUGGCAGAAACCUUGCUGUCUACCUUGACAGAGAGGCACCAGCAAAGACAGACAUGGAGAGACAGGUGCCACUCAACUCUGGCGCAGACGUUACCCCCUGAGGAGGCCCCAGUGGACCGGCCCUUCUGGGGUGUGGAUGACCCCAACAUGCCGCUGCCCUUUGAUCUGGCUGACAUCAUCAACAGAGUGGAGUCACUGCUGUGGAGGAUGUGAAGCAUGGAUAGAGGAAGUGAAAAAGAAAGAUGAGGAAAACCCACCAGCUUCUCUGAAUGCCACCCACAUCAGCUGAGAGGACAGACACCUCUGUUGUGAUCCCACCAAGAUUGAUUUUGUUUUGAUUGGUUCAUCUACACCCCCCCACCCCACCCCACUCCCCUCCACUCCACUGACCCCAGCAGCUCAGCCCCCACAGCUUGGAGUUGGCUGGAAGGAAACUCAGAAAAACAUAUAGAACCAGAAUAGCUUCAGUAACAUGCCAACAACGCAAGCUUAACGACAAGCUCCUAGUGUCACGACGAUCUAACAAAGCAUAAGUGGAACCUGCGUUUCAGUGUUAGCAUACAUACGUAACUAUUGAUUAUUUCAGUGCAUUCUGUUACUUAAUCAUGUAACCCACACAUGCUUUUAUCAAUAGAUUAACUCACUAUAUUCACAGUCCAGUACAUGCAUACAUGCUUUCUAAUUGUCACAGUGUUAUUAUACGGCAUAGAAUAGUAAAAAACGAAUAAUAAAAACUCACUUUGCUCACAUAGUA